AUGAGAAGAGCUCUACAACAAACUCAGUUGGAUCAGACAACUGAACUUGCGAACUGCUCGUUAAGCACACUGCCCACAGAGACCAUUUCUGUGCAUGAAGAAAAUGAUGUGUUAUACCGUCUUCUCGAACUCUUGCCUGAGAAGUAUAUGUCUACAAGUCCCCAUGAGCAGCGAAUUCCUGAGGCUCUUAUCCUUCGUAUUAUCCGUGAGGCAUAUACUAUUAUUACGAGUGAACCAGUUGUCGUGCAAAUUGAGUCCCCUGUGUGUAUAUGUGGCGAUUUGCAUGGGCAGUACUACGAUCUUGUAAAUAUUUUUAGCCGAAGACCACCUUUGGGAGGGAAAGUUUUGGGGCUAGCGAAUCACGCUGGACCGGCCCUACGACAUAAAAGGAAUCGAAGUUGUAGCGAAGAUGCUUCAGCUUCGCAUCACGGUGAAUUGAAAUCUACUGAUGGUCCAUACGAUAGAUAUCUUUUUUUGGGUGAUUAUGUUGAUCGUGGGAGUCGUUCUAUCGAAGUUGUGGUUACAUUGUUGGCAUUGAAGAUCAUAGAGCCGUCACAAAUAACUCUUUUACGUGGAAAUCAUGAAGAUGAGCAAAUUAUGCUUCUUUAUGGGUUUUUUGAUGAAUGCAAAAGACGAUAUGGGGUGAGACUAUUUCGCAUCUUCACCGAUUUAUUUCGCGUAUUGCCCGUUGCUGCCGUUGUUAAUGGCACCAUUUUUUGUAUGCACGGUGGGCUUUCGCCGGAGUUAAAAUAUGUAAAGGAAGUACCAGAUGUGCGCCCGUGCAAUGUACCACAUAGUGGUAUCAUUUGCGAUUUACUGUGGUCCGAUCCAGAGGCUGAGCUUCCGCCAAAUGUUGAUUGGGCACCAAGUACCCGUCGAAUAUCUUCUGUCUUUUCAGCCAAAGCGCUGGACAAGUUUCUUAAAGAAAACAAUUUGGAUAUGGUUUGCCGGGCCCACCAAGUUGUAGAGGAGGGUUUUCAAUUUUUCCCCAGCAACACGAAGCGUCAUCUACUCACAAUAUUCUCGGCAACAAACUAUUGUAACGAGUUUGGAAACCGUGGUGGAGUGUUGUGUGUGGACAAGGACGGGGUGUGUAGCAUUUUAAUUCUGGAACCCCCGAAUUUUCAUCAACAGCGAAUCAUAAUGAUGAAGCGUGAAGCCUUACCCAAUACCCAACAAGGUCCGUGGGAUAUAGAUGGAUAA
This is a messenger RNA of Trypanosoma rangeli, 1203 nucleotides long. Its product is annotated as putative protein phosphatase 1 catalitic subunit. The transcript has a single exon. Gene Ontology annotation, cellular component: nucleus; cytoplasm. The record is from RefSeq and is a predicted model, not a curated record. The coding region runs from base 1 to 1203 and encodes 400 amino acids. Gene Ontology annotation, molecular function: protein serine/threonine phosphatase activity. Lineage: Eukaryota; Euglenozoa; Kinetoplastea; Trypanosomatida; Trypanosomatidae.